Pocillopora verrucosa is the source of this 2308-nucleotide messenger RNA. The record is from RefSeq and is a predicted model, not a curated record. NCBI's taxonomy places the organism in Eukaryota, Metazoa, Cnidaria, Anthozoa, Scleractinia, Pocilloporidae.
GGAGGGUCGGAACUUGAAUAUCUUAAACGCUCUCCAAAUCGGCUGACCAGGAUACAGAGGAUGUACGAUAAAAGAGCAUUUGUGUUGUCUUCAACUUUGUUUAUGUUCUUUAUUCAAACACGAUCGACCUCAGUCAACUUUUUCCACCUUGGAUGUUUUCAAGACGAUGGUAUUCGAGCCAUGCCAAAAUUGCUCGGCAACUGGAGGUUUGAUAGCAAUGCUAUUCAGAGAUGUGCGCAGGCCGCAAAGAGAGCUGGGUACUUAGUGUUUGGAGUUCAGUAUGCAGGGCAAUGCUGGUCAGGACCGCUGGCUCAUGUGACUUACAAAAAGUACGGAGCUUCGACCAGAUGUGUGGGCGGAACUGGUUGGGCCUGGGCACAAGACGUGUACAGGAUUGUUAACGCUUCACUGAUUGCCAACUACGAUGUGAAAAGAUGUUACGAGGUCGAUAUCACAUUUCACUAUGAAAUCCCGGGAGGUCUUACAAGUAGCACCAUAAGUAACACCAGUAGGACGUUUUCUGGUCUUCUUAGUGGAAUAUCCACCAUUCUCUCCAAUCUCUCUGCGUGCAGUAGUGUCACAAUCACCAGGAAAGAUAUAAUUAACUCUCUCCCAGGAGUGAGAAGUGUUUUUUUUAGAAUACCACUGAUAUUUACAGCAUCUACAAGUGUGCCAGAUUAUGAAGUUUCCAAGAAGCUGUUUGACUGUAUCAGUACUCUAUCUGCCUACAAACAAUUUUUAGACUCAAAUACUCCAAAAAUAAAGCAAGGAGAUAUGACUUACUCCACCUACAAUUUAUCCUCAAUAUCAAACAAGACAUCAUGUUGUGGUGGGGAUAUACUGCCGCCUUGCUGUGCCGUGGGGUCAAUACGGAUUAACAGCACUAAAUGUGGCUGCUUGCCUGGGUUUAAAUUCGUUCCCGACAGUCUAUGUGUCCGUUGUCCGUCAGACACAUAUCAGAACAUACAGGGUCAAAGGUCAUGCAAAGAAUGUCAAGCAAAGAAACAGACAUUUGGAAAAACAGGAAUGACAAGCGAGUCCAAUUGCUCAGACACAAAUCCAUUGCAGCUCAGUGACCAGGUCGUUUAUCUGCCUUAUGACAUCAAAAAAGAAACUCUUGUCACGAAUGUUACUGUCACGGGGCGCUUGGAGUCUUUGGUUCAACCGUUGUUGUUUUACAUAGAGGAUGUCAAGCAACAACAGUUGUCACACAGCGAGUCAAAACGGAAACGCCGCGACAUUGACGACUUUUGUGAAGCUGCUGGCGCCGUUAAGCCAAUGAGUUAUUUCUGCGUUCACCGUCUGACUGGGGGAAUUGAAGUCACGGACGAUUUUCAUUUUAAAAAUGGUGACGAAUUUGAAGUAAAAAUUCGCGUCACAGACAGCGAUCAGUGGGGAAAAAGUGAAAAAACUGCCAAGAUCAGAUUUAUUUCACGCGACCUUUGUAGGAAUCUCCGAGCAAUUUAUGACGUAGCCGUCAAAAACUGUCUCAAUAAUUCUUCAUCUGUCACUAGACAGAACUGGUGCUUGAGUGAGCAUUGUGUGAAAUUUGGUCACAGAUGGAAAGAGGCACUGAACAAUACAAGUAGAGUGACGUCACAGACGAAUUGUUCAUUUGAUCCUCACAAUCUAGCAGCUGUCAUGCGUGAACACCCGAGUUGUCCUGGUGAUAUAGGUUUAGAUUCCAGGCCGCAACGUGCAUCAUUUCGAGAUGUUGCUGUUGGCACUUGUCAAGAAAGAAUUUUGCCCUAUGCAAAUUUGGCAACAAUUAAUUCACGCUGCAGCUGUACUUUCAUUGAGAUAUGAAGCACAAGGCAAGUUCAGAGAAGAGGAAAGAUGUGUGGGAGCUACUGUAGUUGUAACGUCUUCUUGAGAGAAAAAAUGUUAGGUUGAGGAUAGAAAACUCUUCAUACCAACGGUUGGCGAUAGGGAAUGGGGGGGGGGGGGAAGGGGGAAGGUGGCAAUUACCCAUCCCAUCCCCUCCCUUCUACUUCGAUUCCAAUUCUAUUUCAAACAAGGCAGCAAGGAAAGGAAGGAACAAUGAUGAUAAACAAACAUGGCUGCCCGGUGGACCAUCCCUUAUAGCGCUGACACGCUCUUUACGAUGAGAUGUCUGCACUGCAGGCUGAUGAAUCCCAAGAAUGAAAUUAACACCCAAUCGUGCUGGUCAUCUGCAUCAAUUGUGUAGGAUACAGGAAGCAUGUACGAUAGUUUAUCAAAAGGCUUCUUCAACAAAGUCGUUAUAAACAGAAAACAGUAGACAUCUUCGAAUUCAUGUAGCCUUGUAUAGAGUAAUUUUUCUAUUGAG